AUGUACUUCGACGAUUCUCAGUCACAGAACCUCCACCACUACGAAGACGAAGACGACGACUCCGGUGACAAUUCAACUUCGCCGCCGACGACAUGCUCGCAGGGCCACCGCUUCACUCUCGUCCUCCAAACCAAGCAAGGCGGCUCCAUCUGCCUCCUCUGCUUCUCCAAUCUCAUCUCAAACCCUCAAUCUCCCACCGUCCACGUGUCCUACGCCCUCUCCCAGCUCUCCCAGGCCCUCUCCGACCCUCCCUUCCUCCGCUCCCUCCUCUCCUUCCACUCCCGCCUCCUCAUCUCCCCUCUCGUCCAAACCCUAGCCUCCUUCGACGACGACCCCAUCGCACGACAGGUCGUCGAUCUCGUCACCGCUCUUUGCGAUUCCGCCGAUCCCUCGCUCGCUGCUGACUUCGUCGCUCGCCUCUCCGAUCGCCUCUCUUCCGGCGCCUUGGCUUGGAGUCGCCGUCAGGUUUACACGCUUCAUUGCUUAGGAGUUCUCUUAAACUGUCAGCAGAGUAAUCCCUUUGCUCACAUUAGAGACAAAAAUGGCCUCAUUACCAAUCUUGUUUCAGGUCUUCAAUUACCAAGUGAAGAAAUUCGGGGAGAAAUCAUGUUUGUUCUUUACAAAGUAUCUGCUCUCCACUAUGCAUCAGAGGAUGACGAUAGAUCUGAUCUUUUAUUUUCCUUUUGCCCCAAGCUAGUGCGCCUAUCUUUAGAGGCCCUCAUGAAGACCCAAAGUGAUGACGUCCGCUUGAAUUGCAUAGCGCUUUUGACGGUCUUGGCUCGGAGAGGGCUUUUUGGGACUGCAUAUGCCCCUGAUUCAAACAGCAUGAGUUCAUCUGAAGGAGAUAGCUUUGGGCAAGCAACAGAAAAUGGAAAAGAUAUGCAUCCUCUGAACAUAUUAUUCACUGAGGCGAUCAAGGGCCCACUUCUUUCAACAGAUAGCCAAGUCCAGAUCAGCACAUUGGAUUUACUCUUUCACUAUAUGUCCUGUGAAGGCACUUCGUGCAGAGAAAUCCAAGUACUAGUUGAAGAAAGCAUUGCAGAUUAUGUGUUUGAAAUACUGAGAUUGUCAGCCGAGCAAGCUUUCAAACAGAGGCUUGUUGUUGGGUUUGCAACUCUGGUUCCAGUUCUACAUUAUGUAGCUGAAGUUCCUUUGCAUCCGGUUCAAAAUCAAACACUGAAGCUCAUUUUGAACUGCAUUUCUGAUUGCCCCGGAAUGCUAUCCUCAUCUUAUAUAGAGGAACUAGUUCCUGUUUUAACAAAGAUGCUUAAACAGCAUACUGAUGGGGAUAUGGGCAUGCUUGAGGAGACAUUUAUCAUGACCUGUUCAGUCCUUGUAGCUAUCAUAAGAACGCCAUCUUUUCAGCCGACUUUGAAUGUAGCAGCGUCAAUUAAAGAAGCACUGCAAUAUGCUGUCUUAGCUUGUCUGGGUACAUCCAACAAACAUCCCGGUCAACUUCUGCAUUCCUUGUUUCUACUUAAAGAGGCAUACAUGUAUAGUCGUGAAGAAAAUUCAACUGACUCCUCCAAAAUAGAACUACAAAAUUUCAUUUUAAGUUUGUGCACAAAACAUUUAUUGCCUUGGCUGGUAACCACCUUAAAUGAAAUGGAAGAGGAGACUGUCCUUGGAGUACUGGAAACUUUUCAUUCGAUACUGCUUCAGGAUUCUGAUAACCAAGCCAAACAAUUUGCAAUGACACUAAUUUCGAGCACUUGGUUCACUUUAUCAUUUGGAUGUCUAGGCAUAUUCCCUACAGAGAAAAUGAAGUGGAGGGUGUAUCUGAUGCUCAGCUCACUGGUGGAUGUGCUUUUGGGAACUGAUACUGGGCAACCCAUUAGGGAUGCUACUUCAUAUCUGCCAUCUGAUCCCAUUGAUUUGCUUUUUCUACUUGGUCAAAGGAACUCGCAUAAUUUGGAAUUAUCUUCCUGUCAAUCUGCCAUUUUGCUGAUCUUAUACAUCAGUUCUUUACAUGAUGAAAGGGGUCUCGCAAAGGUUAGCUACCAAAUCUCCUAUAGUCCAGAAGCUGAAAGAAUCCUGUUUCAGAUAGUAAGUGAAAAUGAGUGGGAUUUGUCUUCUGCAAGAAUUCACCCGAUCUCACUGAAAUGGUUCUUUCAACAAGACAAAUUGAGAAACACAUUGUCUUAUCAGCUUCUGAAAUUUUGCAGAAGGAAUACAUCAGAUGGCUCUGACAUCACUGCCCUUGGAAAGAAUAGUCAUGUAUUAAAUGUUAAUGCAAUUGCAGAGUUAAUAGUAGGAGAACAUAGUUAUGGAGCAAGUAUUCUGGUGUGCUUAUUGACUGAGCUUGUUCAAACAGAAGGUCAAGAGCAAGAGAUAAUUUCUGUAGUCAAUCUCAUGGCAACUAUUGUCGACAUAUAUCCAACAAUUUCAGACCAGUUAUGCCUUCUUGAUAUUGGAAAUGCAGCUCGGACACUUUAUUGUGAGUCCUCCUAUACACAGUCCCCACAGAUAUCCACAGUUGUGUUGGUUCUUAUUUUUAAAAUCCUAUGCUCGGUGCAACAUGAUACUCUUUCUGGUGAUGAUAGUUGGCUUGCGGUGAUUGUGAAGUUAAUAAAUAGUAUCACCACAAAAGCUGCAGACAUGUGGAAUCAUGAAUGUCUCUUGGUGAUUGGCAUUCUUUGCUUGAUUUUGCACCAUUCUGCUAAUGCAGUGCUCACAGAAGCUUCAAAAACAAUCAUUUUCAGUAGUUCUCUAGUCUCUACAACCAACAGUGUGGUUCAUGCAGCAUGUCUUAAGGGGCCAGCAUUGGUUGACCAUGAUGAAGGAACAGGCUCUGGAGAGACUUUGAUAUUUUUGCUUCUUCUAAAUUACUUCACUUUAAGAAGUUCGCACAUUGUUGUACCAUGGAUUAUGGACUGGAAAGUUUUCUUAGAUCCCUCAGGUAGGGUGCAGUCAUUUUCCUUUGUUGGCAUCUACUGCCAUGACCUGUGCAGACUAAUGCAUUUUGGAUCUCCUGUGGUCAAGCUCACUGCUUCGUACUGCCUGUUGGAGCUGUUUACCCGAAUAUCUGAGCAGAGGAAUAGAACAGGGGAGGAGUUGCUAUUGGACACCAAGUACCUAAGUUCUGUAAUGGCUGUAUUAGAAGGCUUAGUUUUCUACAGUGACCUCAGAGUGGCUAUGAAUUGUGGCCUGUGCCUGUCAAUCAUCAUGGGGUGGGAAUUACCGGACAUCCAUGAGAUAAGUGUGGAUGCAAAGUAUACUUGGAGUAGGAUGGUUGUGGAAGAGCUCGCAAUGUCUUUAGCUGUCCCGUGCCUGGCAUCAAAAUCUUUCAUUAAUCUUCACAAGCCUGCAAUUCAUGUUGCAGUUGCUCUGUUAAAACUGCCGAAUAUUCCUAACUGGAUGAGAUCUGUAUUUGAUGAUACUUGCAUCUCUAGCAUAAUUCAAAACGUUGCGGCUAAAAAUUUGAGCACAGAGAUUGUCCUAUUAUUUCGAGCUCUAUUAAACUUGGAGUUCUUAAAGACGGAACAAAUUGCUAGUUUAAAUCAGUUGCUCCAGGUAUGCCGAAAGCAAAAGUACACUGACAACAGUAAGGACGAGGGUGGGCAAGAGCAUAGAGAGGUGAUCGGCAACCUGGAUGAUUUGGGAGAAGUUUGUGAGUAUCUCAUUCGUUUGAUGUCAUCAGAGUCAUCUCUAGAUAUUGAUUCGGGAGGAUCACAUCUUGAGGAUAAGAGAUUGUUAGAAGAAAUAGAGCUUUUCUUUAGAGCUUUAACAGUACAGGAUGUCAUCUAA
This is a messenger RNA of Fragaria vesca subsp. vesca, 3747 nucleotides long. RefSeq names its product protein PRD1-like. The record is from RefSeq and is a predicted model, not a curated record. Lineage: Eukaryota; Viridiplantae; Streptophyta; Magnoliopsida; Rosales; Rosaceae. The coding region runs from base 1 to 3747 and encodes 1248 amino acids. Gene Ontology annotation, biological process: meiotic DNA double-strand break formation. The transcript is spliced from 9 exons.